GCAAUCGCCUGCUGGUUCGGCUUUGAGCGGCUAGGGGCGCCAGUCGGAGCUCGCCGCUGAUUGGCCGUGACGUCACAAAGCAAGCCAAGAGCGAGCCGAGAAAAACGAAGCGGACGACGCAGGCCGAUCACUUUACUUUGGCACUCGGCAAGACAGAUUUUCGAGUGACAAAAUGGUGGACGCCGCUGUUCUGGAAAAGCUGGAGGCUGCCUUCAAGAAGUUGCAGGGCACCGAGAGCAAGUCCCUGCUCAAGAAAUACCUGAGCCAGGAGGUCUUCGACAAGCUCAAGACCAAGAAGACUGGCUUCAACUCGAGCCUGCUCGACGUCAUCCAGUCUGGCGUGGAAAACCCCGACUCCGGUGUUGGCAUCUAUGCCCCCGACGCCGAGUCUUACUCAACUUUCUCCGACUUGUUCGACCCCAUCAUUGAGGACUACCACGGUGGCUUCAAGAAGGACGCCAAGCACCCCAACAAGGACUGGGGAGAUGUUGACACCCUGCCCAAUGUUGACCCCUCUGGCGAGUACGUCAUCUCCACCCGCGUCCGUUGCGGUCGCUCCAUGGAGGGAUACCCCUUCAACCCCUGCCUGACCGAGGCUCAGUACAAGGAGAUGGAGGAGAAGCUGAAGGCCACCCUGGACGGUUUCCAAGGUGACCUGAAGGGCUCCUACUACCCCCUGGCCGGCAUGACCAAGGAGGUCCAGCAGAAGCUGAUCGACGAUCACUUCCUCUUCAAGGAGGGUGACCGCUUCCUGCAGGCCGCCAACGCUUGCCGCUUCUGGCCCACUGGCCGUGGCAUCUUCCACAAUGACGCCAAGACCUUCCUCAUCUGGUGCAACGAGGAGGAUCACCUCCGCCUCAUCUCCAUGCAGCCCGGUGGUGACCUGGGACAGGUCUACCGUCGCCUGGUGACUGCUGUCAACGACAUUGAGAAGCGCGUGCCCUUCUCGCACCACGACCGUCUCGGCUUCCUGACCUUCUGCCCGACCAACCUGGGCACGACUGUGCGCGCCUCCGUGCACAUCAAGGUGCCCAAGCUGGCCGCCAACAAGGCCAAGCUGGAGGAGGUCGCCUCCAAGUUCAACCUGCAGGUGCGCGGCACCCGCGGUGAGCACACCGAGGCCGAGGGUGGCGUCUACGACAUUUCCAACAAGCGCCGCAUGGGCCUGACCGAGUACGAGGCCGUCAAGGAGAUGUCCGAUGGCAUCCUCGAGAUCAUCAAGAUCGAGAAGGAGCUGCCUUGAACGAGCCAUUCCCGCUGCUAAAUCAAGAACCACCACCUUGUUCGUUUGUUGUUUGUCCAUCGCACGAGACACCGAGGCCACUCAUUAAACUAGAGCGAGACUCGUCGCUCGCCAAAAGCAGCUAGUCAGUAGCAGCCGACAAGACUAAUUGAUUCUCGCGAAACAAUAAAAAAUGAAUUAAAACUCAAUAAUAAAAAUAUAAAUCAAGGCCA
Molecule: messenger RNA, 1455 nt
Organism: Cloeon dipterum
Lineage: Eukaryota; Metazoa; Arthropoda; Insecta; Ephemeroptera; Baetidae
Product: arginine kinase-like
Exons: 5
Coding region: 173-1243 (356 amino acids)
Biological process (GO): phosphocreatine biosynthetic process
Molecular function (GO): creatine kinase activity
Source: RefSeq, a predicted model, not a curated record